UUUGGAGAGAGGCGGCGGCCGCUUUGGACUCACCCGCAGCCGGCGCAGAGAUGGGAUUGAGCCUCGGUGGAAAUAGACCCAACUUUGUCCGAGUAACAUGCGAGAAAAUGCGGAACAUUAUUUCGCACCAACUCAAGAAAACAGCCGAGUUGUGAGUGGAAAACCGUCGCAGGAGGCAUCAUGGCAAACGUUAAAGUUGCCAUACGAGUCCGUCCCCUCAACUCAAGGGAGAGCGCGGAUGGAGGAAGGUUAGCCGUUGAGGUGGAGGAUAAAUAUGCGAGGAUCCGAAACGUGAAGUUGGACGGACGCACAGAAGGAGCUGUGGAUUCCAGGGAGAAGCUUCUGGAGUUUUGUUUUGACUACUGCUACUGGUCGGUGGACGCUGCAGACCCUCACUAUGCCUCGCAGGAGGAGGUGUUCCAGGACCUGGGUGUGUCGGUGCUGUCCGGAGCAUCUGAGGGCUACAACGUGUGUUUGUUUGCUUACGGCCAAACUGGAUCUGGAAAGACGUACACCAUGAUGGGGACGCCGGACUCCAUUGGCUUGACUCCUCGUAUUUGUCAGGGGCUCUUUCGGUCUGAGGACACUUUUCCCGACGGGCAGAACUCAAGCAGAGUAGAGAUCAGCUUCUUGGAGAUUUAUAAUGAGCGUGUGAGAGAUCUGCUCAGAGGAGGAGGAGGAGGAGGAGGAGGAGGAGGAGGAGAGCAGAAGAAGCGAGCCUCCCUGAGAGUCAGAGAACAUCCCGAGAAGGGACCAUAUGUACAAGACCUGUCGCAGCAUGUGGUGUCAGACUGCAAACAGGCCAUGGACCUUCUGGAGGAAGGCAUCGCCAACCGCAUCACCGCAGCAACGCACAACCACGAUGCCAGCAGCAGGUCCCAUGCCAUCUUUACCAUUCAGUACACGCAGGCCACCCUGGAAAAUAACCUUCCUUCAGAAACCGUCAGCAAGAUUAACCUGGUGGACUUGGCUGGAAGCGAAAGAGCAGAUCCCCACUACUGCAGGGACAGACUGACCGAGGGCUCCAACAUCAACAAGUCCUUGGUUACUUUGGGCAUUGUCAUUUCUGCUCUUGCCCAGAACUCCCAGAUGUCGAGCAGCUGCCAGAGCAUCAACAGCGUGGCCUCUGAGGGCGACGGCAGCACGGUGGGCAGCCACAGCAGCUCCCUGUCUGGAGGAGGAGGAGGAGGAGGAGGAGGAGGAGGAGGAGGUGGAAGGAGGCACUGCUUCAUUCCCUACAGAGACUCGGUCCUGACCUGGCUUUUGAAAGACAGUCUGGGUGGCAACUCCAAGACCAUCAUGAUUGCGACCGUGUCUCCCUCCGCUAACAGCUACAACGAGACCCUGAGCACCCUGCGCUACGCCGCCCAUGCCAGGAACAUUGUCAACAAGCCACGGGUUAACGAGGACGCCCACGUUCGACUGAUCAGGGAACUGAGAGAGGAGAUUGACAGGCUGAAGAGCAUGCUGCUCAGCUUUGAAAUGCAGCGUAAUCCCAGUCCAUCCUUGAGUGAUGAGAGGGAAGGAAAUCUUUCAGAAAUCGUGCUGCAGAAUGAACUAAAGGUGGAGCAGCUGACAAAGGACUGGUCUGAGAGCUGGAGAGACAAGAAGGAGCUGCUGGAGCAGUACGGUGUGGACAUCAACAGGGACCAGGCCGGUUUCCUCAUCAACUCCCUGCAGCCACACCUGGUCGCUCUGGAUGGAGAUGUUCUCAGCACCGGAGUCGUCUUUUAUCACCUCAGGGAAGGAGUCACCUGCAUUGGACCUCAAUUUAAAGAACCACAAAUAGUCCUGCAGGGCAGCGCCAGCUGUGAGAUUGAAAACCGCGGGGGUGUGGUAACGCUCAGACCGCUGCCGGGCUGCGUCUGCCUGCUCAACGACAGAGAGGUCUCCGAGCCCUGCAGGCUGGCUCAAGGAACAGUGAUUACCUUGGGAGGAGUGCAUAAGUUUCGCUUCAACCACCCAGCGGAGGCGGCCGUCCUCAGGGAACGCAGGCGGGCCACUGAAGGUAGCACGACCUGCACCUACAUCGACCUUUGCCCCUUGACCCCAGAUGACAGUGCUGAAGACGUUAAGCUCCCCGAGCAGCUGGGUGUCUGUCUCUCUCCCGACGAGGAGCCCACUGCCAGACAGCGUGUGGAGGAGCAGAAGCGCUACGUGGAGAGUUUGCGACAGGAGAUUAAUGCCGAACAGAGACGAGCGGAGAGAGAGCUGGAAGGGGAGCAGGCCCUGCUCCGACAACAGCACACUGACAUUCAGCAGUGGAUUUUGCAGGAGAAACAUCGCCUGACGACCGUAGAGCAGAGAAUCACCCAAGACUCUGGGGUUCAAGCGGACCUCCUCCCUGCACCCCUCCUGGAGAGGCUAACAAGUCAGCUGUCCAGGGAUAAGAAGGAGCCUACACUUGAUUGUCCUCCCCAGGUGGUAAGGGUCAGAAAGAAGGCGGUGCAGGAUGAGCUGAUAAAGCAUCACGCACUUUGCCGCGCCGAGAGUCGCAUCCGUCGGAAAAGGCUGCGCUACCAGCUGGAGAGAAUCGCCAGCAAGCGGCAUCUGUUGGAAGCUAAACGAGAGUUACAGCAGCUGGAAAAGGCCCUUCCUCCGGGGCCCGACAGCCCGGAGACUCCGGAGUUGGGAUCGGCCUCAAAGCUCAAAGGACGACCCUUUGUUUCUCGUAGACACUCGUUUUCGGCGGAUCUUUUGUCCCGGCUCUACCCGCAGAACACCCCCAUCUUCAGACAUUUCCUCAAGAGAAACAGAUCCACAGAACUAACUUUAAAUUCAUCCGCAACGUCUUAUCCCACUGACAACAGGGAGUGGGUUUCAGACGAGUGCCUUCCUCGGCCAAGGACCCAAAGUUGUUCCGGCUCUAUAUUCUCGGGACGAAGUCAGUCCGCUCGGAACAGAGCGAGCUCCUCUGAAAACAUCCGACAGACUGCGAAUGAGGAACCGCAAGCUCAGCCGUGCCUGGAACGUCCGGAGAGAAAACCUCUGUUGCCGAACCGAGACCUGACUUUUAAGAACCGAUUGGGACAGAGCUCAGCGGUUACACUGAAGUCACCACCUGGAACUACGUUGCUGCCAGUCAGCAAAGAAAAUGUACGCGGAUCCGUAACGGACAAACCCAGUUCUGAGAAUUACCCUUUAAUGAAUGUGAAAACGUCAUAUUGUACAGAUAGCAGCCAACAAGAAACCGUCGGUAAAUCUUUCUCUCAUUUUGUAGGGCCCAGUAUAAAGACAGCUCUGUCCAAAGUGUUCAGAAAACCUCCCUUAGGUGUAAAUGGACGAGUCCCCAGGCCUCUGGGGAGGAUAGCAAGUAAAUUCCACUUUAGACAAAGGAGAGACAAGAGCCUUAAAGAUACCAAAAUGAGUCAAGGCAAAUGCACCAUUAAAAGUGCGGUCUCGUGUGAGGCGCUUGACCAGAGGACUCCGUUUGAGAGCAUCAGACGGAGGCGGUGGCAUAGCACAGAGGCUCUGAUGAACAAGACUAGCAGAUGGAUAGACGGGCAGCAGGGACUGGUUGGAUGGGAAGAAGAGCAAGAGGACAGGGAUGAAGGAACGUCAGACUGCGAAAGCCUUUUCUCUCUUGAUUCUCUUUCCUCUGCUUAUGCGACAGCCCUGGCAGAGCAGCUGAGGCACGAGGAUGCAGCCCAGAGUGAAGCAGAGAGCGAAGACAGUCAGAUGUCUAAAGAUUCAUUGACAAUGGAGAACAGUGGGAAAUUCUCAACGGUGCUGAAGCUUAGCCAAACAGUGUUACCGACUUACUCAUUGGUGACUGAUUCUGUAUAUACAUCCAUGCAUCAUAAUAGGACAGCAGAGGCCAGAUUAGACUGGAAGAGCUGUCAGAAACCUCUUGUAAUGCCAGCAGAGGCAUAUCGGAGCCAACAAGCCUCCCCAAAGACGAGAGAAACCGAUACCACAGGAAAGCCUCCUUCUCAAAGCUCAUUAGUUCUAGAUUCCAGAGGCAAAGACUCUGUAUCUAAAUUGAUUGAGGACUUUGGGAACAUGCAGAGCACUACGACCAGCAGCCCGCGCUCUCUGAGCAGCUGCAGUGUGAGGGAGCCAGAAAACAUCCUGGCGCUCACUGAUGCCUGGUCCUCGGCCGAUGCAGCAGAUAGUCCCAGGAUUCCCAGAGAUUCUCUACCUUUUCAAAGAAAAAUGAUAUACCCGCACGCAGAGAGCGGCAGCAGCAGCCCCAGUCUGACUAGUAUGAAUCUGUCAGACUCACAGAGUGAAUCUAGAAGCUGCAGUUCUACCUCCACCAGCACAGAGGGUGUAAAUGUAACAGUAAUGAAAAACAGCCUUGUGGUUUCAAGGGCAAACCCAGAAUAUGCAUCAGAUACAUCAGAUCAAACUGAUUGUUUGUCACCACCUGAGAUUCCCCAGACCACACAAGUAAAGUCAAAUUUGCUUCAGGUCUUAGAUGCACCUAAUCUAGUGGUUGCUGACAUUACAAUGUCUUCUGACACUGAAAUGUGUACCUCAGGCUGUCAAUCAGUGACAUACCCCUCAGUUCAGGUAUUGGAUGAAGUGUCUGGUGCUGCCAGUCCCUUCAGAUCUUCCACUGAGGACGCACUAUGCAGUCUAGAUGGUGCAGCAGAAAAGUUGAGAGAUGUGUCGCAGGAUCUCUUUAGCAACACUGUAAAUGUGUCGCCUACAAAGAAUGAAACCAAAGUGACUGAGCUGUCCAUUGCACUGCAACAGGAAGUUGUUAAAUCAGCUUGUAAAAAUUCCAGGAAAAGGAACAAAGACCAACAGGACGCCUUUAUUGGCAGCCUGAAAAUUCCAAAAAGGAGCAGCAGCAGGGAGUUGGUAACUUUCUGCCGCACACCAGGUGACUGCCAGGAUGAUACUUGGCCUGACGACAACAAUAACACAAGCGACUCUAAAGGGGAACAGUCUGCAGAGGAAACGGACAGAGCUGAAUGUGAUUCUGUUUGUGUUGGUGGCAGCGUUGGACAAGAUCCGGUGGCUUCAGCUCCAUCGGCAAAUUCUGAUGUCAUGGGAAGGAAACUUGGGUCAAGUCGUAAGAUCUUUGGGGACUGUGGGAUUCAAUGUGGUGAAGAACGUUCACAGAGUGGAACUUCUGUGGGAGAUAAUAAGUUAGCUGAAAAAGGAGAUGUGACAGUGAAGGAAGUAUUUGCAGAUGAAGGAGAACCCCAGAUUAAUGAUCACAAAAAUCCUCAAGAAAGUAGAAAGCACAUAUCUAGGUCAGAGGCUAUAUGUAGUGCUAUUGAUCUGAGAAUCUCGGAAGUGGUAAAGGAGCACAUCACUGCCAAUCAAAGUCUGAACGCCUUGUCAUCUGCAUGUCAUUUUAGCUUCAACAGCAAUGAACAUAGAUGGAAAGGAAAACAGCAGUGCGAUGAAGGAGACGAUCAAGUCAAAGAAGGGGCGAACCUCAGUGGACAUCCUUUAGGAGAAAGAGUAAUAAGGCAAAAUACAGUGGGCGAAGGUGAACUCCUCGCAUCAAGCAUGACGGGCGAAAUGGGGACCAGCCGUGAGAGCAUAAUGCUUAAAUAUACUGAAGUAACACGAAAGAUUGAAAAAGCUCAUAUUUUAUGUGACGGAACGUCAAACGAGGCAGUCCGUGGUGAUUUUCAGAACUCAUCUUCUGAAAAUAGCAACAUUAAAUCCAGUUUGACCUUGAACAGCCGUGGAGGGUGCGAGCGCUCAGGCAACCCGUCUUUGCAACCAAUUAUUUUGUCCCCAGUGACUGAUUCCAUUUCAGCAACAAAAUGUAUUGAUUCUCAAGAACACACAGUGGAGAAAAAUGCUUCAUCUCGUGAAAUGAAAGGUGUGGGUAAACACGAAGUCAUCAGUAUUUGCUCAACCAAAGUGACCUGUUCAGACGUCCCCGCUUUGCAUGCCGACCUCAUCCCUGAACUCCCAGCUGAACACAGAAACCUGCAAAUGCCCCAUGAAAUACAUUUCACCACUAGUAACACCAAAGUGAACUGUGGCUGUACUGUUGCAGAGGAUUCGUAUCUGAAAGCAGAGUCCAGCGUUGAAAAUAAUUACUAUUCCAGACAAAACACUCCAGACAAGAUGACUCGACCCUAUUUUCAAAAUAGCCCUGAAACAUCAGGAGCUUUUAAGUUAGCAGCAGAUGAAAUGUUACAUCAGUUAAAAACAGACAAACCUCAUGGCAGGCAGAGUACUGAUGUCUGCAUGAAAGGGUUUUCUGUUCUGUUUUCUGGCUGUGAUAGAAGUGUUGAAACAGACCUCACAACUAUCCCAACGCAAGAUCAGGUCAGCUGUCGACAAACUCAGUCGGUUAACAUGGCUCAGACUUGCGUGGUCAAUAUGAAUUACAAUAACGAAUGCCCAAAUGUAUCAAAUUCACAGUGCACCUUUGAUGGAGAUGAUCAAAUGGACAGCAGAGGAGAUUGUGAAAUGAAAAGUGACAAAGAGGCUUGGACACACCCUUUUGUGCCCCAGGAUCAAGCAAAAUAUAUCUCUGGGUCUGUUCAAGAGCAUAAAAUACCCCAUGAACAUGACAUCAGAAAUAAAAACUGCUUUGGGUCUGAAAUGUCCAAUGAAGUCAAGAUAAGCACAGCUGAGUCUAUGCAGGGUAAUUCUGCCGUUAUACCUAAAAAGGCCAAGACCAAGAGGUUCAAAAAGUCUAAUGUCAAGCCUUGUCCCAGUUCAUCCUCUGACUCCUCUCUAAAGUCGUCGGAUGAGGAUGAGGAAGAUAACAAAGUCUCAAGAAUGCAUCACAACAGGCUGACGUCUAAAUGUGUUAAGAUGGGUCCCCAGACUAAUGGCAGACAAGACACAAUUUCUACUCCAGUGUCACCAAGAAAAUGUAAAAUAAAGCCUUCUUCUAAUCUGCAUUCUGGGAGAAACGAGAUUAAAUUCAGUAAAGAUUACGCCCAGAAAAGACACUCUUUUCCUCUUCAAACAGUGUCACAGAAGAUGAACGUGGAAAAACUCAGUCAAUACGCAAAGAGGAGCGAACCAAAGUCCCACGACUCCCCUAUUCAUUUCGCGUCCAGCGACAUCAACCCUUUUGUCCACCAGUGGCAAGAUGACGACUCAAACCAACACUGCUAUAAGAACCCGGCUUUCGGAAGUGCUGCCGACCUGUCCUGCAAGUCCCCGCUUUUAAACAGCUCUGAGAAACGUAUAACAAGGUGCUGCAGUGUUGAUAAUGGUUUGAACGGGCAGGAUUCUCCUUUCACGUCUCAUCUCAGCACGUAUGCCACCAACAAGGGGCUCUCCAGUACGCUUAGUAGUGUGGAAGAUUAUAAAGAACAAGCAGCGAAAACAUCUCCGCUCACGCCUUGUCAACAGGCAUCAGCGGAAAUUCGCAGUCGCCUUGCCGGUCUGACGAUAAGCAGCAACGCUCCUGGUGGUUUUGGCAGCAACUCCAGUCGGGUGGAUGAAAUCAUGUUUGUUUACUCCUCCGAGCAAGAAUCCCAGGCGACCAAAACAAACGUACAAAGGAGAAGAACUUGUGAACACAGCACUCAAACUGAGCAUGGGCUUCAGACGCUCGGUGGUGGCAACAGCAGUAGUGCGCCGAAGAGGAAAGAUCGUCACAAGAGGAGCCACACGGAUGUGCCCGUAUCGCAAAAAAACAAAGUGGAUAUCACAGAAUCUCCAACGUGGGCCAGUAUGGAAAGCAUGUCAGUUCAUAUCUCCAAGCUGAUCGACAGCACCUCGGACCUGCUGGGGGACGUCCAGGGAAUGAGGACGGGUGAAGUCCGCAAGAUCAUCCCAAGGAAGAGUAUCAACCUGUCAGACGUUAGCAUAUCUUCCAGUGGGCGUAACGACUGCACCAGGACUGACUGCUCAACUCAGACAGCUGCAGAUGUUUGGAUCCAGACGGAAAGGAUGAAGGAAGUGUCUGCCCAUCAUACACCGAGAGAAACAUCCCAUCAAGUCAAUGUGAUUGUCAAAGUGAUUGGUUCGGAGGUUGUCAGUGUGUCUAAGGACAAGGAUGUGCACUGCGUGGUGAAACCCGCAGCUAAUACAGAAGACGUGAAGAUACAGACUGUCCCUGUUGAAAUAUCCAGUGUGCAGGCUACACCUGAAUGUCAAAGACGUGUUAGAUCUGCUUCUUCUCGGGUCUCAAAGACGAGCGCAGUGGAGGCAGUGGGCCACAGAAGUAUAGCUGAAACCGCUUUCAGGUCAUCUAGGAAUUGCCACCAAGAAAAACGUGGCGCUCCUCUAACCAACCCCCUGAAGAAACAGGCCGUCUAUACAGACCGUGCAUCAUCUCCCAUUCUUACUGUGGGAACAAGAUUAUGUAUGAGGCAGAAAGGAAAACCAUGUACUCCAAAAUACAAUGACAUUAAAACAAAGCGUCCUCCUGAGGGAGACAGCCUUGCAGUUCCUUCUCUUUCAGAUGACAAUCAAAUAUUCAGGCUGGAUUCUGAUGUGUCUUUGAACACAUCUGAGUCGGUAUCGCUUGAGAAGGUGAGCGAAGUGAGUUGCUCGAGCCAUAAAGGAUCGGAUAAGUGCUCUUCGUGCCUUAGUCCAUCAAUGAAUAGACAUGCAGACACCGACAAGAGAAAUGUGAAGCAUGAAGACAAUGACGACCUUCAGCACUGUUCCAAAUGUCCAACAUCCUCCCCACAGUGGAAGGCUUCUACUUUGAAAAAUGCUUUGCAGAGCCACUUUCCUCCCAUAUUAAGACUAACUGAUGUGCACAAACCGCAAGCGUCAAAUUUUACAGGACCUGCUGCGGAUCCUGGGGAUUUCUGUGUUGAUUCUUGCAAUCAAUCCUUUGUCAGCGACAAGACUGAUCAGCUUCAAGAGGAUGACAUGGUCUCACUGGGCCCCAGUGAAUGCAACACGGAUGUCCUUGUGAACACCGAACCUGUCACCAGCGUGUUUCCUCGUCAAGACCACCGGAGAGUCCCAGAGGACCUGCCCAUGCACAACAAGUUCACCAACUGGUCAGGCGUUAGUAGCCCACGUUUAAAAUGCUCAAACAGGCCGACCGCUUUUCCUACCGCCGACCACAGCAAGAGCAGAAAGAGCGGCGACUGGAGCGAGAUGGAGAGUUUCGGUUCGAAAGUGGAGUCUGCGGCGCAGAGCGACAGGAGGUCGAGAGAGAUAGUGAAGCUGCGACAAGAGAGGGAGCAGGUGCUGGCGACGGUCAACCUCAACAUGAACCCGACACCUUUGACCGUGGAGCUGACGGAGGCCAAGCUUCAUUACGGGCUCGGGGAGACGGAUGCGCUGUUAAAGAUGCUGUCCCCGAGGUCCAAGGAAGAGCUGGAACCGGUGACCUCUGCUCCCACCAAACAGGAACUCUAUGAUCGGCAUCGCCGGAGCAUUGAGGGUUUGAGGCAGGAGAGAGCAGAGCGCCUCCAGACUUAUCGGAGGGCUCGUAGUCUGAGUCCCGGCAAACACGCUCACUCCUCUCCUCAAGAGGCCGUUCCUUCCUCCAAAGUACCCUCCGCCAUGCCCAGUCGGCGCAAGGACUACCUCCAGCGCCUCCGCCAAGAGGUGAUAGACAGCACCAGAAUACCAGAUCCUCCAAGAGGAGAAGGCCAGUAUCCGUCCGACAUCGAGCAGCUGCUGCGCGACUACGGCCGAGCGCGAGAAGAAGCCAUGACGGAGAUCGCGAAGGCACGAGAACGGCUGCGGGAGAGGACGGAGCUGGAGAAGAGGAGGCUACAGCAGCAGGCGCUGUCUAAGGAGGCCAAGGACGACCUGAGGCAUCGGACGAGAGUCAGCAGCAGCACCUUGUGCACAGGAUCCAGCCUGAGUCUUUCUUCUGGACCGACGUCGGGCUACAACAGCGGCAACACCACCCAGCUCCAGCAGAGUAUCAGACCGGUUCUAAAUGGACAGAUCGCAGGGGUCCAGGAGGAAGGGGUGCAGGUCAGGACACGCCCUCCUGUACGUGGUCCUCAGAGUGUGAAGACGCAGAGACCUUGGCUGUCUGCCCAGGACGUCCGCCUUGAGCCUCCAGUCGGCGGCUUUGAGCCACUGAUUACUUCUACUCCGGCACCUUUGACCCACGCACGUCAGCGCACCGCUUCGUUUGGCUCGUCCUCUUCCUUAUCCACAACCUAUCAGGACAUCACCUCCACUCUUCUCAGUCAAGCUCUGAGCGAGGUGCGAUUAGCUUCUUCUGGGGAUUUGAGCAAUCUGGUGAUGUGCAAAGCCGCAGGUGGCUGGAGGUACCAAGGAGAGGAACGAGGAAUCCAGGCCUACUACAAGCCCUCCUCCAGCCCGUCUGUGCACGGUUUCCUGGGGGUGGGCGAGGUGAACAGGCCCGUGGACGGCGUGUGGAACGUGAUCUGUCAGCUGUCCAAGAGCCACAUGUAUAAUCAGUCAGUCCGUUCUGUGUGGACACGACCACUAGAUGACAGCACUCAGCUUGUUUACAUAUUAACAGAUCCGUCCACCUGCCACCUCAGCCAGCCGCGGGACUUCUGCUGCAUCAGCGCCGAGUCCAAAAAGGGUGGCCUGUGUGUGCUGGCGAUGCAGUCGGUGUUCGAGGAGUCUCUGCCUCGUCCCAGCGUGGACGCCAUCCGGGGAGAGAUGAUGCCCAGUUGCUGGGUCCUGCAGCCACUUAGACGUAACGGACAGGAAGCCACCAGGGUCCUCUACCUGCUGCAGCUCGACCUAGGGACUCCGUCUUUCCCUCACCGACUGCUGAACACCGUCGCCCGGCGACAGGCGGCCGUCAUCGCAGAUCUCGACGCGUUCCUCUCUUCGUAAAGUCCGCAGGAUUACGCGGAGACGCAUCAGCAGUGAGCACUUAAACUAAACUGUCUCCGUCAUGGAGUUGGUCUUCCAGUUUAAAUUUGCACCUAAACUUUAUUUACUUGACAACUUGUAUUGUACGGGCACUGUUACGUUUAUAUCCAGAAACAAUAUGGAUGCAGCUUUUCUUGUCUUUUUUUUUUGUGAAGGUGUUUUUUUAUAAAGCAUUGAUGUUUUUAUGUAUAUUUGUACAUGAAUGCUUUUAACAAUAUUUUUUACCAAAGAUCCAUUAGAAUUUGACGUUGGCAUUAUUUAAGUUUAGAGUGGUUCUAGGGAGCAAAGCUAGCAAGUUUAGCCAGCUAAUCCUUUCAUUAAGUUGGUUGUAAUUCAUGCAAUGAUAAUUAGAUGCCAUUUAACUUAAAGCCUAUUCAUUAGAUGGUAUCUCUAGAUCCUCACCAUACUGUAAAAUGUUCAGUUAAGACAUUAAUUCAAAGUUACACUGAUGUACACUGUAUAUUUAAUUCACAACGUUUACUUUACCUAUUUAUGCACAGAUGCAACCAGUUCUGUUAAUGUUUCAAAUCCACCAACGCAACCACAUUCAAGUUCUUCCUCGUGACCCUGCUCUUUAGUUCUCCUCCGCUGCAUUUGUGCGUCUACAGUGUUUCCUCGGGCACUGCAUCUUCCACCGCUCUGUGGCCCUUAAUUCAGCAGAAAAUGAAUUUCAAAUGUCCCUCGGCGAGACAUGAAAAAUGCAUGUAAGGUAUGUAUUAGACGGUAGCAGCAUGUAGGCACACUCCACCUGAAGGAAUUCUUAGAAAUGGUUCUGCUAGCCAGGAACUGUAAUGUGUAUUUUAUCUGUGUGAGCGCUGCAAAUGUUAACCAGGACUGUGUUUAUUAACAAAACCGGGGGGUGUGAGGAGGUUUUUUUUUUUUUUUUGGAUGUAGUGAGUAGGCAGAUGAACUUGGACACACACACACAUAAAGACACUGCUUCACCCACCGUGGUGAACUUGUUCUCGUCGGUACCCCCAAAACUGCAUAAGUUAUUUCCACUUGUUUCUGAAGUCUUUAUAUAUUUAUUUUUGCCUCUCCUGACUUCUGUUUGGAACGCUGUUGAAUGUGUUUUUUUAGUUUGAGAUAGUUCUAUCUUUUUUAUGAGCGAUGCACAGAGCUGUGUUUACAGCUGCUUGCACAAAAAAAAAAAAAACUUUAUGCAUUUAUUAUUAAUUCUGCAAAUUAAAGAGAGACUUUCUUUAUUUGUGCGUGUACGGCGUUGAUACUAUGCAGAAGCUGAUAUCAAAGCUGGGUUCACCUGUGCCCGCGUAUGAAGCCAUAUUGUGUACACUAGCUGAAGAUUUAGUUUGUUCCUGAACGAACCAAAGACAAAAAAGACAAGUGAAGGGACGCACGGGCAAGUUUUUAUACUGAUUUUUAUACUGAAGGGCUAAUUUGUUGUGUUUAAAAAACAAGACAAAAAAAAAAUGUUUUAUUUAUGUUUUGGUCAUUGUGCUGAAUAUGUAUUAUAUGCUAUUCUGUUGCUAAUAAGCUGUUAUGUGGCCUUUUUUUUAUAUAAAACCAUUAAAUAUUUUUAAGGGAAA
Messenger RNA from Mugil cephalus (flathead mullet), 12266 nucleotides. It is a transcript of the gene stard9, whose product is annotated as StAR-related lipid transfer (START) domain containing 9. The record is from RefSeq and is a predicted model, not a curated record. Gene Ontology annotation, molecular function: lipid binding; ATP binding; microtubule motor activity. The coding region runs from base 181 to 10680 and encodes 3499 amino acids. Lineage: Eukaryota; Metazoa; Chordata; Actinopteri; Mugiliformes; Mugilidae. Gene Ontology annotation, biological process: microtubule-based movement. The transcript has 32 exons.